Aspergillus thermomutatus is the source of this 1107-nucleotide messenger RNA. RefSeq names its product putative sterigmatocystin biosynthesis cytochrome P450 monooxygenase. The record is from RefSeq and is a predicted model, not a curated record. The coding region runs from base 1 to 1107 and encodes 368 amino acids. The transcript has 4 exons. Gene Ontology annotation, molecular function: oxidoreductase activity, acting on paired donors, with incorporation or reduction of molecular oxygen; heme binding; iron ion binding. Lineage: Eukaryota; Fungi; Ascomycota; Eurotiomycetes; Eurotiales; Aspergillaceae.
AUGAUGUUCAUAAUACUCACCGCCGUGUCGUUCCUCUACAUCUCUUAUAUCUUCUUGUCAGCCAUCAAAACCAUCUUCUUCCACCCAUUAAGCCACAUCCCCGGACCAAAGUCAUGGAUUGCAUUUCCACUCCUCCAGCACCUUUCAGCCAUCCGCGGAAGACUAGACCUAGACCUUCGCUACUGGCAUGAAAGAUACGGCCAAGUGGUACCCUUCGGCCCGGAUGAGGUAUCCUUCAUCACCGCAGAAGCCUGGAAGGAUAUCUACGGACAUGGCCACCGCCAGCUACCAAAAGUGCAAAUCUUCACCAACAGCGGCAGGGACAUCAUCAGCGCCAACGACGUUGACCAUGCUCGCUUCCGAAGGCCUGCAGCCACAGGAGGGUUCGCGGAGUCGGGAACGGCGGCGGAUAUGGGCAAGUGGUAUAAUCUGACGACGUUCGACUUGAUCGGGGACCUUGCGUUCGGCGAGCCGUUUGAGGGACUGGAUAUCUCGGAGUAUCAUCACUGGGUAGCGACUAUGUCUGGGUUUAUAAAGGCGAUUCCGUUUCUCCGAAUGAUGAAUCAGUAUCCGGUGUUGUUCAAAGUGCUUCUCGCAUUCGUGCCGGGCUCGUUCAUGGAGGCGAGGAGCAAGCAGGUCGAGCACGCGAAGGCGACUGUGCGUAAACGACUGAAUAACCCGGCGGUACAAGGCCGCGGGGACUUUAUGGACUUGAUGCUGCGUCAUGGCGGUGAUGAGGAAGGGUUGAGUCUGGAGGAACUCGAGGCAGACGCGAAUAUCCUGAUUCUGGCGGGGAGUAAGACCACUGCUGCGCUGUUGUCUGGCGUUACAGCGGCUUUUGCGUCGGAGACGGAUAUCACAUUCAACCAGGUCACGGCAAAAUUACCAUACAUGCUGGCGUGCCUGAACGAAGCCUUUCGGAUGUAUCCUCCUGUGCCGGGAGGUGUCCAGCGUUGGACAGAAGCGCCCACCUGGAUCUCGGGCUACCACAUUCCCCCAAACACCAAGGUUCCUGGCCACCAGUCUGCCGCGUACUCGUCUCCGAGAAAUUUCCACCAAGCGGACCAAAUUCAUCCCUGGACGAUGGCUACCAGCGGCUAUCGAUGA